CGGUCAAUAUGUCGGCGAGUAGUAAAAUGUGUUUGUCAACAUUCGAUCGAUUUCUGUUUUAAUUGCUUUUACAACGUUAAUUACGCCGCGAUGUGAAUGAAACAUUGAAACCGUUUGCAAUUAUUCCAACUUCGUUACUCUUGUGUUCAAUUUAUACAUCAGAUAUAUUCAAAUAAUCAAACAAAUGGUACAAAUAUGUAAUUAAAUAGUUUAUCAAUUAAUAAAAUAUUCAUAAGAAUUCACGGUCUUCGUUUUAAAGUCAGAAAAGACAGAAAUAAAGUGUUUUAAUGAUAUAAAAAGUGGUUUACAAUUUCAAAAAGUGGCGCAUAGUGUUGAACGAUUCCGCGGAGAAAAAUCAAUAAUAUGCACUGUCGUUGCUUAGCUGCAAUUAGGUUGCACUAAAUUACCUAUAAUAAUUUAUAAUCUCAAAAUGAUUUGAUUUGAAAUAAAAAUUUAAUUUAUCAAAAUGAUGGAAGGUAUUCUAUCACAGAGAGUAACACCAUUACUAAAAUGUAUGGUGCUAUUUCUCUUUAUAUUCACCGCGAAGGUUUUAACAUCGCGACCUCACGACGAUUCCUCCCACGAAACCAGGAAUAGUAUAUACCAUCAAAAACCAACACACUACGUACGUACCUUUACUAAAUACCACCAUAGAAGAACAAUUCAAUGGAAUAAUGGCCAGGAUGCAAUAUACUGGCCACUGACGCAAGACCAGCCGAAAAUAAUAGAAAAAAGAAGUGUAAAUAUUCUAGAUUCAAAUGAGUUGCUUGACGCCGUUGAUGAAGAAAAUCUAUAUCAGUUGACUUCUGCAUCAGUUAAAAGUAAUAUAGUAACAGGUGAUGAGAUAUCGCGAAAUGUUGCGAAUGAUGAUCAGAAGGGAGUAACUAAACAAGUUAAGAAGUACAAAAUUAAACCAGCAAUUAUUGUAACUGAUGCGCCUACUGUAAUUGUUCCAACAAUAUCCUGCUUAUAUAAGAUCCACAGUGUGGCUAUGAGUGUAACACCCUCCUAUGAUGAGGAUAAAAAUGCGCAAUUGGUGGUUGAAAAUGAGAUAUUUGAUGCUGGCAACUUAUCAGAAACAACUCUGCCAAAUGGCGAUACUGUUCAAGUAGAACAGUGCACAGAUCCAAAAGCAUUCUGUUAUACUCUUUGGCACCAAGACAAUGAAGGGAAUAUCACUGUUAUGGGACAAGGUUGUUGGCGUUCAUCUCAAACAGAUGGUACCAAUAGUUGUGACAAAUGUACAAAAGUAACUGCAAGACUGCCCGGGAGCAAAUUCUGCUGUUGCACUAAAAGCUUUUGCAAUGCUGACUUCACGUCGCUCAGAGAAGAAACAGCGGUUACGAUAAAAGCUGAGUCAACAAUGGAAAGCGCAACUCAUCCAAACUAUUCAAACAUCGUAGCAUCUGCCAUCAUAGCUUUAGUAGCAGUUUUGUUAAUGGCUAUUGUGUUUAGGAAGAUGUACUGUAAACGAAUGGAGUUGGACAAGGACGAUCUUAGCAAUGGAGUUGAUAUAGAGAAAGGAGAUGUAAUGGGCACUGGACCUGAUGCACUGGCGACUGGAUUGCUGUGUGUUGAUAACUUAACCCUGAUCGAACAUAUAGGUCAAGGCAAAUUCGGGUCGGUAUGGCGCGGUAGUCUAGCGGGAACCCCCGUGGCUGUCAAGUUGUAUUCCUCACCUUCCGCCUGGCAUAAGGAAGCCUCCGUGUACGCUAUACCACAUCUGGCGCAUCCGAAUAUACUACGUUAUUAUGGUAGUGACAGCCGUGCGUCGCUGACGGGAGGUGGAGCGCGCUCGCAGCUAGUGGUGCUGGAGCUGUGCUGCGAGUCCCUGCGACGGCGAUUACAACGCGCUCCUCUGUCGUGGCUAGAGUUCGCUCGCCUGGCUCACGGGCUAGCGGCGGCGCUGGCUCACCUCCACUCGCCCGCGCCUCGCAAGCCGUGCGUGGUUCACCGUGACGUGAACAGCGGAAACGUGCUCGUGGCUCCCGAUGGUUCAGCUCGCCUGGCGGAUCUGGGAUUAGCUCAGCCGUUGAUGCCGCGUCGGGACCACACUGCGCCUAGCCGGAUCACAGAGGCGGGCACGCUGCGCUACCUGUCGCCUGAGGCGCUGGAGGGCGCGCUGGACCUGAGCGGCGCGCGCGCGGCCCUCUGCGCCGUGGACGUGUUCGCGCUGGCGCUGGUGCUGUGGGAGAUGCUGUGGCGCUGCAGCGGGGCGCACGCGCGCGUGCCGCCCUACGCGCCGCCCUACCACCACCACGGCCUGCCGCCGCGCCCCACGCUCGCGCAGAUGCAGAAUCUAGUCUCCCGCAACAAAGCCCGGCCACCGCUACCGAAAGGGCCGGUACCUGAUGCCAGAGCGCUCAAGAUAGCUUCGGACACUUGUGACGAAUGCUGGGAUCAUGACGCUGAAGCACGCCUAACCGCUGUGUGUGUGGAAGAACGAAUGGCUGAACUUAAAUUGAUGUUGCAAGCUCAAGGACCCGUGAUACACGAUAACAAUUUGCAUCCCCACCCUCCUGCCCCCGUCCCAUCACCAAUAGAAUCAGACAAGAACUCUAAUUGUAUGGUCCGAAACGGUGACGUCACUACACCCCUCUUAUACCCCGACCCACAUAUAGGCAGAAACACCUGUAUCGAACGCAAUACAAACACAAAUACAGAAACACAUACCGUCGAACUCAUACAUAAAAGUCUCAAAGACAUAACCGUACAAGAACAGAGACAGACAAAUGUAGAGGAAAAUUGUCUAUCUGUAGCUAGAGGAUCUCACAUUAGAGUUCAGACUCGAGAAAAUUCGGAUAGGCUUAACGAAAUAAGGUCUUACCAACGGCCAUUAGAAUACGUUCCAAAUGAUGUCAGUUCCCACGACAUAGACAGAGGUCCUAAAGAAACAAAUCUUCUCCAGAAUCAUAAGGAAAAACAGAAAUGGGGUAUACGAAAGUUCUUCGAGAAAAAACUAAGCAAGCCAAAAGAAACCGAAGUUAAAUUAGAUUCGAGUAAUGCAGUCCAAAAUGCCAAAGUCAGAACAUCAGUUAUCGACAAACCCAGUAAUAUAACAUUCGAUAGACCUUCGAAUUUAGUUCUAAGCAAUGACAGAACUUUCAACUUCGAGGGACCCUGUACUCUAUCACCCCCGAACAAAACUCUGUCACCUACUAUGAUAAUGGAGUCCACAAUGAACACAGAUAAAAUGUUUAAAGAACUGCCUUCACGUGAUGAUAACGACAGGAACCAAAUUUUCGCAGUCAUCGUACCAAAAGUUAUACCAGAUUUGAAUCACAGCAAAACGUCAAAAGGUAGCUCAGAAAGUUUAAAGCGUUCAGUUCGUACAUCAAUGUCCUCUCAAAGUAUCAAAGCGGGUAAUUCGGAAUCCGAGGAUUCGACGAUAAAGAAGCGAUUGAGUUGCGAUAAUAGAAUCAUUACGAAUUCAAACAGCGGACGAUCGUCUCGAGCUAGUAUCAAUUUAGAACUUCAAUACAUUGAUAACAAUCACGAAAAUUUCAACCCUGAAAGUCCAUUCGAUCUUAAUUCAGACUGUUCUAGUAGUGAGGACGAACACCUAAUGCUUCUAUCCGAGAACGGUGGAUCCAAAAUAACAAUGCAAACAAUCCCUCGCAUCGACGAUAAAAAGAAAAGCGAUGUAUUAAAAGAGGCGAGUCAAGCUAAAACUGAUUUCGGUUUCAAUAAAUAUCAUAAUAAAUAUGCGAACUUUGACAACGAAUUCAGCGAUCCCAACGAUAAAGAAAAUUUAGUAAACGGUUAUAGCGGGGACAAUCCUGUCUACUUGGAAAAAUGCCCAAAAUCUCCGAAACCGUCUUUGAAAUCUUUAUCUAUAAAGCGACAACAUUCUUUAGAACAAGUUAGCGAUAUAUUCUCGUCAUCGAGUGAUGUUAAUUUACAAAAUCCUGCUGGAAGGGUCAAGACACCUGGUGAUUUACCCGUAGCUGUUAGAAAAGCCAGGCGAGAUAGAGCUCUGCAAAAGGGCAGAGCAAGUGAAUGUAAUAGAUUGAGCUUGUAUGACGAUAGAAUGAUGUUUGGCAACAGUUUGUGAAUCUAAUGGUAUAGUUAUUGUGAUAUUAUUGUCUUUUGAAUUAAAUUUCUGAAGCGGUUGAUUUCGUGAAGAAAAACCGGAAUUAUACUAAUUAAUUAUUUUUAUCGGUAAGCGAAUGUUUUAUUAAACUAUAAAUGUUUAUAAACUUAAGUUAAUGUCUAAGCUUUUGAUGGUUUUUAUCGCGAGAAAAAUUCAGAAUCUCUAAUUUAAGAAUAUAUUUUCUUUAAUUGUCCUUAAGUAAGGUUCGUCAAAUAUUUUACGCUAACAUUUUUAACUAAAAUUGCUCUAAUACUAAAAUGUUCUGAACACAUCUGGACAAAAUAAAAUUACCUUAAAAGGGUACAAAACCUUUUUAAAAAAAAGCUUAAAAUGUUUUUAACUUAAGAAUAAAUUAUUACCUCCUGUCGAAUAAUUGUGUAAAAUCUCAAAAAUAUUUUCAUUGAACAAAAUUAAAUAGAGUAUUAUGGUAUUA
Melitaea cinxia (Glanville fritillary) is the source of this 4526-nucleotide messenger RNA. RefSeq names its product probable serine/threonine-protein kinase DDB_G0278901. Gene Ontology annotation, cellular component: signaling receptor complex; plasma membrane. The transcript has 12 exons. Gene Ontology annotation, biological process: protein phosphorylation; cellular response to growth factor stimulus; BMP signaling pathway. Gene Ontology annotation, molecular function: transforming growth factor beta receptor activity; ATP binding. The record is from RefSeq and is a predicted model, not a curated record. Lineage: Eukaryota; Metazoa; Arthropoda; Insecta; Lepidoptera; Nymphalidae. Bases 467 to 4054 code for a protein of 1195 amino acids.